GCGUCCUGCCUCUGCGGCUCAGCCCCGUGCCUGCUCUGCGCCUGCUGCCCCUCGACCAAGAACUCCACCAUCUCCCGCCUGCUCUUCACCUUCUUCCUCUUCCUCGGCACCCUUGUGUCCAUCAUCAUGAUCAUACCUGGCGUGGAAAAGGAACUGUACAAGCUCCCCGGCUUCUGCGAGGGCAGUGACUCACUGCUGGGAGUCCAAGGCCGCAUUCCCUGCAGCAGCUUCCUGGGCCACAAGGCCGUGUACCGCAUGGGCUUCGCCCUGGCUGCCUUCUUCUUCCUCUUCGCGGUGCUCAUGCUGUGUGUGAGGAGCAGCAAGGACCCGCGCGCGGCGGUGCAGAAUGGCUUCUGGUUCUUCAAGUUCCUGGCCCUGAUCGGGAUCACGGUGGGGGCCUUCUACAUCCCCGAUGGCACCUUCACGUCAGUGUGGUUCUUCUUUGGUGUGGUUGGCGCCUUCCUCUUCAUCCUCAUCCAGCUCGUCCUCCUCAUCGACUUUGCCCAUUCCUGGAGCCAGGUGUGGCUCCGCAAUGCGGAGGAGAGCAACGCCAAAGGCUGGUAUGCAGCUCUUUCCGUUGUCACCUUCAUCUUCUACGCUACCUCCAUCACGGCUGCUGCCUUGCUCUACGUCUACUACACCAAGCCUGAUAGCUGCACGGCUAGCAAGGCUCUCAUCAGCCUCAACCUCAUCUUCUGUGUCAUCGUCUCUGUUGUGUCCAUCCUGCCUAAGAUCCAGGCGGCUCAGCCCCACUCGGGCCUGCUGCAGGCCUCCCUCAUCACCCUCUACACCAUGUUCAUCACCUGGUCGGCCCUGGCCAACGUCCCAGACCGGUUGUGUAACCCCACACUGCUGUUGAGGAACAGCACCAGUGUUCUGUCAGACACGGGGCAGCUCACGACAUGGUGGGAUGCCCCCAGCAUCGUAGGGCUGGUGAUCUUCAUCCUCUGCACGUUGUUCAUCAGCAUCCGCUCCUCGGACCAUGCCCAGGUCAACAAGCUGAUGCUGACAGAGGAGAGCGCGGCCGGCGCGGCCCAUGGGGACGCUGCCUUGGAGAGCGGCCCGCACCGUGCCUACGACAACGAGCAGGAUGGCGUGUCCUACAACUACACCUUCUUCCACAUCUGCCUUCUCCUGGCCUCCCUCUACAUCAUGAUGACCCUUACCAACUGGUACAGGCUGGAUGAGAGAUUUGAGGUCAUUACAAGCCCUUGGACGGCAGUGUGGGUGAAGAUCUCCUCCAGCUGGGCCGGGCUCCUGCUCUACCUCUGGACGCUGGUGGCUCCCCUUGUCCUGCGUGAACGAGACUUCAGUUGAGGAAGCCCCGGU
This is a messenger RNA of Tinamus guttatus (white-throated tinamou), 1329 nucleotides long. The record is from RefSeq and is a predicted model, not a curated record. NCBI's taxonomy places the organism in Eukaryota, Metazoa, Chordata, Aves, Tinamiformes, Tinamidae.